AUGGUUGUGUCUGUUUCAGACUGCGUGAUUAAUUACGUGCAGAGAGCUUGCCGGCAAUUCCAGACUACUCAUAUCAGGCGGGUUCUGGCGGGUGUCGGUCUUUGCGCGCUGUUUGCUAUAGUUUUGCUUUUCCCUGGCGCUAAGGAGCAUAUUAUACCCGUUAGCACUGUGCAGGAGUCUGGGGAGCUUGUUAGACCAGCUUCGACUCCGGAGCUGAGCUUUUAUGUGGUAAACAACAGCACCGUGGAUGGAGGGGAUCCAGUGGUGAAUAUUAUAGAGACCUCACAAGACUCAGAAGAGAUUCCCUAUAAUCCUUAUCCGGAUUACAACAGUGUUGUUUGGAGAGCGGAAUGGAAGGGAGAAUACCAGCAAUGUACUGGCCCGGCUGGAAUCCUUCUUGACACAAGCAACAGGGAUCUGAUGAUGAAAGCUUAUAAGUGGAAUACUUCAAGUUUUCCAAGUCCCGUUUUCGGCUCAUACGAGUCAUGGAAUCUCGACAACAGUCUAUGUACCGAUCGUUAUUCUCAGUAUAGUGCAUAUGGCUACGGCAAUGAAAGCGGUGGCAUAUGGGCAAAUGUGAACUUGGGAGAGCUACAACAUGACUGUUUACAACGCAACGCAGAACGAUAUGAACAGCGUGACGCCACUAAGAAAGGACUGACGCUCGACAAGAUAUACGAUAAUAACGUGACGAAAAACGCUUCCACGUCCAACGCAGAAGAACAAAGUACGGGGCCAGAUUAUCAUACUCGGACAGCGAUUAUCUUACGUUCGUGGAUCAACAAGGUCUACACAGAAAAUGAUCUGCACUUCAUUCGAUCCAUGGUGAUGGAACUCUCGUUAUUCUCCGGCGCGGAAUACGAGGUUAUCCUCCUCGUCGAUUCAACUGGGACUGAUUUGCCCGACCCAACGGAUAAGGCAGGCCUGGAUGAGUUCAAAAACAAACACCUACCACAAGAUCUUCAUGAAAUUGCGGUUUUCUUCGACGAGGACAUGUUGGCGGAGUGGUACCCGAAGAUAGACGUUCAUGUUGCAAUCCUCCAAUAUUUCCAACCAAUCCAGAUCUUCUCCCGCCUCAAUCCCCAAUACGACUACAUCUGGCAGUUCGAACUCGACUCAAGGUACACAGGACACUUAUACCAUUUCCUCGAACAAGCAGCCACAUUCGCCAAGCAACAACCGCGCAAGAACCUCUGGGAGCGAAACUCCCACUUCUACAUCCCGGCGGUGCACGGCCCCUGGUCAGAAUUCACAAAAACAAUCAACCGCAGAAUGGCCGACACCCAAGAAAUCUGGGGCCCGCACCCCGCCAUCGGCAUCCACGUCGAAAAAGACGCCCCGAAAGUCCCCGCCUCAGACGACCCAGCCAGCCAGUCAAACUGGGGCGUCGGAGAAGAAGCCGACGUAAUAACCUGGAUGCCGCAAUUCGAUCCCCGCAAAACAGGCUGGCCGUUCCGCGACCGUAUCUUCAAUUUCUGGCAGAUGGGUGAGACGCCCGUGCGGGCGUCGCCCGUUGCCAUGUCGAGGGUUUCGGCUCGCCUGCUGGCACUCAUGCAUGCUGAUAAGACGCGGCGCGGGUUUGGUCUUGCGUCGGAGAUGUCGCCGGUUUCGUGGGCCUUGUAUUACGGGUUGAAGUCGGUGCAGGUUCCGCUGCCGAUUUAUCAUGAGCUUAGCUGGGAUCCGGUGGAGUUGGAUCGAAGGGCUAAUUCGGGGAAACCGGGACGUGUUAAUGCCGGGCCGGAUAGUGUUUGGAGUUGGGGGAUGCAUGAUGAUAUCUUGUUGAAGCUGUCUUAUAUGUUUUCGUCGAAAUUCCCGGAGAAGCUUUAUCGGGCUUGGUUGGGACUUGAUGGAGCUGGUGAUUGGGAGAAGUCUCAUCGGCGCCUUUGCUUGCCUCCUAUGCUUUUACAUCCUGUCAAGAAGACGGCGUAG
This is a messenger RNA of Penicillium verhagenii, 1929 nucleotides long. Its product is annotated as DUF3405 domain-containing protein. The record is from RefSeq and is a predicted model, not a curated record. Bases 1 to 1929 code for a protein of 642 amino acids. Lineage: Eukaryota; Fungi; Ascomycota; Eurotiomycetes; Eurotiales; Aspergillaceae. The transcript is spliced from 5 exons.